This is a messenger RNA of Prosopis cineraria, 2598 nucleotides long. RefSeq names its product transcription repressor OFP5-like. Bases 1294 to 2475 code for a protein of 393 amino acids. The transcript is spliced from 2 exons. NCBI's taxonomy places the organism in Eukaryota, Viridiplantae, Streptophyta, Magnoliopsida, Fabales, Fabaceae. Gene Ontology annotation, biological process: negative regulation of DNA-templated transcription. The record is from RefSeq and is a predicted model, not a curated record.
UCUAUAUGCGUAUAUAUUGAAUAUAUUUUUCGUUUGAAGUUAAUUUGCCAGCAUACUAUAACACAUUUGUAGCCGGAGGAGAACACAAAUGAACGGAUCAACAUGUCGGCUGUUUUGUUUUAAUCGAACUUUGAACAACCCAUCUUUUUUUAUUUGGUGAAUUGACCUGAAAUAAAUCACCGAUCUACGUUGACGCAUCGACUUUGAAACUGUAAAGUAUAAUCCUCAGUUAAACGCUUUCACAUUCAAAACAAUGGAGAGAAGAAUUCCGGUCCUUGAACUUGAAGAUGAAGUAUGUUUCUUAUUGUCAACACGGUGCUGAAAGAGGGAGCUUGGAUAAUUACAUAGAAAUUAUUUCAUCUUUUUUUUUUUGGGCCUUUUUCCUCUCUGCGAAGUGAUGGGCGCCAUGCUUGACUUGAACACUCCAAUCCAAGUUCUUGCUGUCAUAACUCAGAAGUCCAAGAUAGUAAGAGAAAACUCUUGACAGGGAAUUUGCAGGCUGAUAACAAAGAGUUUAAGAUCCAGUUUUGGUCAUCUUGAUCUGGAGGACAGAGCAGCCCAACAGCGUAUGGACGCAUGAAACUAUGACUGUAGCGGAAAGAAUUGACUUGACAUGGAAAGAGGAAAAAGCACAAAAGAAACAAUGAUUUGGGUGAAAGAAUCGGAAACGAGGUAGUAAAACUUCAACAAAAAAAGAAGACUAGAUUAACAUCCUAGUAAAACAUCCAAAGACUUAAGGAACAGUAGAAGCUUUUAAUGAAAACAAUACGACUGUACGUUAAUCUCAGAAAUUGGUUAUUCUUGCCAACAAUACCCAAUAUUGGUGUGUUUACUUCCAAUCUUCCAUUAUACCAUCUAAAAUGUAACCAAAUCCUGCGGAUAUAUAAGUUAAAUGCACUUGAUGGUGGCAAAAAGUAUUGCAGUUAAGUGACUGUAAAAAUGUAGUUGGUGCUACUUUUCAGCCAUAACUCAACAGUUUGUGGGCCUAAAAUAGAGGUCCCUCUCUCGUAAAAACUGAAAAAAGGAGCAGGAAAAGUGGGUGAGAGGUCACAGGAAAUGAGAGACCAUGUACCUCCUUUGCAAACACACCAUAAAAGCCAGUAAGAAACCCACGUCCCCAUUAAACAUCCCUAACCGUUCUACAAGCUUCAAAUCUCCUACCACCAUCACUUAUCCUUCAUUCCACUUCAUCUUCUCUGCAACCGAUCACUUAUUAUUUAACCGACUCAAUAGUUUCAAUCUCAAAACACACGAACAAACAAAAAUUCUUGUUCUUGUCUGCAGCAGCAGCAAAUGAUGAGGUGGGGUCGAAAAAAAUCAUCUCCUGCGUCUUCAUCUAGACCUUCAUUUAUCUCUCAUGUCUCUCUUCUUUCAUGGCUGUCCAAGUUCAAGCGGAUGAGGGUCAAUACAGAGCCAAGUGAUGGAAAAGUGAAGCAAAAGGGAAAGCUGAAUUCUCUUUCUGUUAGUUCAUCACAGUAUGCUUGUGGGCUUGGAGGUGGUGUGUCUCAUGGUGGGGAUGAUGAUGGUUUCUAUAGAAUUCCAUUUGGUGAAGAGAGUCAUGAGAGAAAGAGAAGUAAGGAUAUUCUUGAAACGGAGUUGAGCAAUCUGGAUGAUGAUCUUGUUAUUCCAGUCUUUAGUUGUAAUCGUGGUGGAUGGAAUGACAGGAAAAAUGGAAGAAAAGAAGGAACUCUGAAGUUGAAGGAGAAGGAGGAGAAAGGUACAGUGGCAGAAAGCAAAUUUCCAAAAGAUUCCAAGAUUUCAAUGGAGAUGGAUGAUUAUGGUUAUAAUAGAGAAAAAGAACUAGAGAAGUUAAGGAGGACUUUUGAGAAGAAAGCACAGCAAGCUUUUGAGAAAGCUACGGAUAAAGCUGAAUCUGCAUCUACUAAAUCAGAAGAAAAAUAUGUGCUACAACUUGAGUCACCUAGGGCAAUUUGUACACCUAGAAAACAUUCUUUUGUUCCUUCAGUAGUUUCGAAGAAUCACAACCUUAGAAGUAUUAAAACUGAAAGUCGGUCCUCUGAGGAAAAAUUGGGAGUGGAGAGGCAGCAUUCGAGGAAGAAUGAGACGAAGGCAAGGAAACCAAAGCACAGCUCUAAGGUGAGAGUUUAUUCUCCAAGGGUGGGUUCCAAGACUGAAAUCUGCAAAAUAAAGGCUCUGGAAGACUUGAAGAAAGCAAAACUGAAGACGAAGAAAGCAAAGGAGAGAAUGCUGGAGAAAACAGAAGUGUCAGAUAGCUUUGCUGUGGUGAGAUGUUCAUUGAAUCCAGAGAAGGACUUCAGAGAUUCAAUGGUUGAGAUGAUCACAGAGUUGCAUAUUCAUCAACCAGAAGAAUACGAAGAGCUUUUGACGUGUUAUCUGACUCUGAAUUCUGAUGAAUAUCACGACCUCAUUAUCAAAGUGUUCCGUGAGGUAUGGUUUGAUAUGAACAGAGAUAUUUUGGGUAUUUCAUUACACAGGCAGUUUUGCCAGUUAUGAUGACAAUUUGCAUCUAAUUGAUAGUUAACCUGAGCACAGCUGUAAAUUGUUACUCUACAAACUUGUGAUGUUCUUGUAAUGCUCUUGAUAUGGCAAUUUUUACUUGAGAAAUGAGUUACUUUA